Molecule: messenger RNA, 3144 nt
Organism: Morus notabilis
Lineage: Eukaryota; Viridiplantae; Streptophyta; Magnoliopsida; Rosales; Moraceae
Product: casein kinase 1-like protein HD16
Exons: 16
Coding region: 428-2551 (707 amino acids)
Biological process (GO): peptidyl-serine phosphorylation; endocytosis; signal transduction
Cellular component (GO): cytoplasm; nucleus
Molecular function (GO): protein serine/threonine kinase activity; ATP binding
Source: RefSeq, a predicted model, not a curated record
CUCGGACAAAUCACCGCUAGAAAAAUUUUAAAUAAUAAAAAGAAACAGAGAAGGGGGAAAAAAAAAAAAAAAAAAAAUCAACCAUGCCAUUGUUUUUCUCUCGCUCUCCUCCAGAAGUGGAAAUCUAGAAUCCUUUUAUCUCCCUUUUCAUUUCCCUCCACAGAUCUCCAAAUUCCCUCUUUUAGUUUUUUGUUUUACCCCCAACCCUAACAUUUUUCGUUCAAUAUUUAAAUUAUUUUUAUCUAAUCCAUCUGUAUAUCCAUUUCUACUAUUUUUCUUCUUCUUUCUCCCUCUUCGUCAUCUCUCAGUUUCUCUCGAUAACUCACUGAUCAAUUUUUCGCUGUCGAUGCUUCUAGAACCUUCACGAACAUUCUCCAGAACCUUCGCCUGACUUUCUAACUCUUCAUGGACCAGCAUCAGUCCUACCAUGCCUGAGCUGCGUAGCAGACCACGCAGAAAUCGGGCAUCAAACCGGAACCCUAAACCCGACCACAACAACGACAACAACAACAACCCAAUCGGCAAUCCGAUUGCCGAACAGCGUCAAGAGCAGGAGCCGCCGCGGGACCUGACCGACGCACGACCUCGCCGGGGAAGAGGAAGAAGGCCGGCGCAGGGGAAUAACAGAGGGAAGACGAACGCGAUUGGCGCUGCGAUUCGCGAGACGACGCUGGUUAAGCGCGAAGAAGAGGAGGAGGAUAGGGUUUUGAGGGAAGGUGUCGGCGAGAGAGGCAUGGACGAGUACGAUAGUGGCGGUCGGAGCGGCGAUAAGGGCGCCGCCGCCGAGGAUGAGGGCAGCACAGCUCCUCUCCCUGAGAAGGUCCAAGUUGGUGGUUCUCCAUUGUACAGAAUAGAAAAGAAAUUGGGAAAAGGAGGCUUUGGACAGGUUUAUGUUGGUAGACGUGCUAGCCCUACAAAUUUAAAUGAAAGAACUGGCCCUGGAGCUCUAGAGGUAGCCUUAAAGUUUGAGCAUAGAACUAGUAAAGGAUGUAACUAUGGACCACCAUAUGAAUGGCAAGUUUACAAUGCGCUUGGGGGUAGUCAUGGAGUGCCGCGAGUUCAUUAUAAGGGCCGCCAGGGUGACUACUACGUCAUGGUCAUGGAUAUGCUUGGACCUAGUUUGUGGGAUGUCUGGAAUAACAAUUCUCACACGAUGUCGAUAGAAAUGGUGGCAUGCAUUGCAAUUGAGGCGAUUUCUAUAUUGGAAAAGAUGCACUCUAGAGGAUAUGUACACGGGGAUGUGAAACCUGAGAAUUUUUUGCUUGGCCCCCCUGGAACUCCGGAAGAGAAAAAGCUGUUUCUUGUUGACCUUGGCUUGGCUACUCGGUGGCGAGAUAGUUCAACAGGCAAUCAUGUUGACUACGAUCAACGGCCUGAUGUUUUCAGGGGAACGGUGAGGUAUGCUAGUGUGCAUGCCCAUCUUGGUAGAACUGGCAGUAGGAGGGAUGAUUUGGAAUCUCUUGCUUACACGCUUGUAUUUCUUCUCCGUGGCCGCUUGCCUUGGCAAGGAUAUCAGGGGGAGAAUAAAGGAUUCCUUGUCUGUAAGAAGAAGAUGGCUACUUCUCCAGAAGCUCUGUGUUGCUUUUGUCCACAGCCUUUCCGACAGUUUGUUGAAUAUGUUGUGAAUUUGAAGUUUGAUGAAGAACCUAACUACGCUAAAUAUAUCUCCCUUUUUGAUGGGAUUGUUGGUCCAAAUCCAGAUAUUAGGCCAAUAAAUACCGAAGGUGCUCAGAAGCUCAUAUGUCAGGUUGGGCAUAAGAGAGGACGAUUGACCAUGGAGGAGGAAGACGACGAACAGCCAAAGAAGAAGAUUCGUAUGGGAAUGCCUGCAACACAAUGGAUUAGUAUUUAUAAUGCUCGUCGGCCUAUGAAGCAAAGAUAUCAUUACAAUGUUGCAGAUUCGAGGCUGUCCCAACACAUUGAAAAGGGAAAUGACGAUGGGUUAUUUAUCAGCAGUGUUUCUUCUUGUUCCAAUCUUUGGGCUCUUAUCAUGGAUGCUGGCACUGGUUUCACAGCUCAAGUUUAUGAGCUCUCUCCAUAUUUUCUUCAUAAGGAAUGGAUCAUGGAACAGUGGGAGAAGAAUUUUUAUAUCAGCGCAAUAGCAGGAGCCAGUAACGGAAGUUCGUUAGUUGUAAUGUCCAAAGGGACCCAGUAUUUACAGCAGUCCUAUAAAGUGAGUGAUUCAUUUCCGUUCAAGUGGAUUAAUAAGAAAUGGAGGGAGGGAUUUUAUGUUACUGCCAUGGCCACUGCGGGAAGUAGGUGGGCAAUUGUUAUGUCUCGAGGCGCAGGCUUCUCUGACCAGGUUGUGGAAUUAGAUUUUCUGUAUCCAAGUGAGGGUAUUCACAGAAGAUGGGAUGGUGGCUACCGCAUCACCGCAACUGCGGCAACUUGGGACCAGGCUGCUUUUGUACUUAGUGUGCCAAGGAGAAAACCAGCAGAUGAAACUCAAGAGACACUCCGCACUUCUGCUUUUCCUAGUACACAUGUCAAGGAGAAAUGGGCAAAGAAUCUUUAUAUUGCAUCUAUUUGCUAUGGCCGAACGGUCUCGUGAGCUGCCAAAGUUUUUCCUGUGAAUCUGCUGACAUGAUUUUAAUCACUCACGCCUGCUUUUAGUUAUCAUUUAAUGCUUUGGAAGCGAAGGUUCUCUCGUGGCAAAUCAAUUGGUCAUGGCAUAUGCGAGUUGAUGUAUGCUAAAUUCUUCUUUAUUGUUUCCAUCACAUAGAUAUCUUACAAGCACCUGUGCACUGUCGUUCAAUUUUCUGGAAAAUCUGAGCUGGUUUUGAUCUGUCCACCUAUUGGCUGGGCUCAUUUCACUAAUGUUGAAAUGUUGUAUAUUAUAUUAACAAUAGUUUCUCGGUUGAACUUUGAAGGCAUGUGCACAGGUCAUAUUGUCAUUAUUGAUGUAUUCUGGGAAACAUUAAAGUAUGAUUUGCAGUGUAUUCUGGACAUUCUAAGCCAUUCAUCCCGUAUUUAGGGGGGUUUUUUUUUUUUUCCCUAUUCUUUUCUUUUCUUUUCUUUUCUUUUUAUCUCCCUUUUGCAUCUUGUAUGGACAUUGAAGAUACUUGAUGUCUGAGUUUGACCUCAAAAGCAGAAAGCAGUUGUAUACUUCGGUGUUAAUUUUAAGGCUAUAUUUUUAUUUAUGAA